This is a messenger RNA of Prorocentrum cordatum, 5862 nucleotides long. NCBI's taxonomy places the organism in Eukaryota, Dinophyceae, Prorocentrales, Prorocentraceae. The record is from the annotation of a GenBank genome assembly.
AUGGCGAAAGGCACUAUCACUACCAGCAACGUGACUUCCCGGGGUUCAUUGGCGCCGUGCCUAGAGACCCUCGAGUCGCACGUCGUUCUCGUCCAGGAGCAUCACCGACGGGACGAGGCGAAGCUCGCCGACCUGCAGCACGAGGUGCUGGAUCACGGGUUCGCGGGCAUCUGGGCGCCAGCAGUGGCAGGCCCCACCUCCGCGGAGGGCACUACGGGCGGCGUCGCGGUCUUGGCCCGCAAGAACAUCCCCGUCACGGCCCCGCCGCUGCUGCCCUCGGCGACACUGUGGCCAGGGCGACUGGUGGCCGCCCACGUGCACUGGGGAGUCCGUGGCGGCAUUGUCUUCGUGUCGGCCUACCUGGUCGACAGCGUUGGCAUGAACGACGUGAACCGAAGCAUCUUCGGCGCGCUCACUCGCUACCUCACGAAGCUCACGGCCUCGGGCAUCGAUUGGAUCGUCGGCGGCGACUUCAAUGGGCCUCCCAGCUGCCUGCCCCUGGCGCAGUUGGAAAAGGCGGGGGGCCUCUGGCUAGCGCCGUCGGCCGACACCUGCCGCCCACAGGCGGGCAGCGGCUCGGUGCUGGACUACUUUCUGGUCGGUGCAAACCUGGCCAGCCGCAUCUCGGCUCCGAGAGUGGAUGAGUUGGGCAUCACCUCCCCGCACCUCCCUGUCAACAUGGAGCUGCGUGCCGCCGACCUGGACAUGCGCGUGAGGAUCCCGAUCGCCCCCAGGGCGAUUCCAGCGGUGCCGCCCAUCGGCUGCAGCCGCGGUGUCGAGGACUGGGCGCCCACUUUGGCCCAGGUGCGCGCCACAACCAGCGCCGAGGAGCUGCCAGCAGCCUGGGACGCCGUCGUCAGCACCUUGGAGCAGGAGCUGUUGGACCGCUACGACCAGGUUGGCGAAGCGCGCAGGCGGUUCGAAGGACGUGCGGGGCCCAUUGCGACCAAGCUGGCGCCAGUCAAGUGGAAGCCGCAAGGGCAGCGUGUCCGAUUGGGGCCUGAUGUCAUCGCGGCCAAGGUCGCGGGCCGAUGGGCGCGUCACUUCAUGGGGGUCAGCGCGUUCCUCGCGAAGGCCAGCAGGAGGCUGCAAACCGCCAGCCUGCAGUGCUCCCUUGUCCCUGAGCAGUACCACGAGCUGGCGGACUUCGUCGCGAGGGCUUUGGAGUAUGGGCGCGUGGUUAUGGACAGCAAGAAGACGCUGGCACUGCUCCCGCAUUGGGUGAGGUCCUUCUUCGAGCAGGGCUUUCGCGUGAUCGGCAACACCGACUUCCUGGAGCAGGCGGGCCGCAUCGUCCAGUUCGCCAAGGACGCCCACGCGGACGCGCUCAAGGUCAGGCAGCAGAGCUGGAUCCAGUGGGCCAACGACAGCCUGCGGAACGGCGCUGGCAAGGCGCACCGCUUCACCAAGCUGCGGGCGAUGCAGGAGGUGCUGGCGCAAUGGCAGGGCACCCACACCGAGCUCACCACUGGGCGGCUCGCCCAGACCUUCGUCCCGCAGCAGCAGGUCGCCAGCCAGCACCUGAUCUGCGACCGGGAGAUGAAGGCCUGGGAGGACGUCUGGUCGUGCCACAAGCUCGAGGCGCUGGAAAGGCCAGCUGACUUCGACGAAUGGGACGACCUCGAAGACCUCACCGUGGAGGCGCUGCAGCGGGCCGCCUGCAGCUUCCCCACCACCACGGCGCUCGGCCCAGCGCAGAUCGGCAUGCGCGCGCUCACCUUUCUCACGGACGACGGCGUUUACACCUGCGGCCAGCUCUUCAUGAAGUGCGAGGCGCUGGGGGCUUGGCCCAGCGAAAGGCUGUGGCACGCUAUGUGCCGCAUCCCCAAGGCCUCUGGCGGCUGCAGGCUGAUCACGCUGAUGCACUCGCUAAUCCGAUGGUGGUCGAGGGCUCGUGCCUCGACGUCCAAGGCGUGGCUGACGGCGCACCCCAAUGCCAGUAUUUGGGGCAUGGGCGGCGGCAGAUCUUCCUCCGACUCCGCCUUCGACCUCAACCUUGAGACGGAGGUAUCGGACUGCCUGGACGAGCACGUCGUAAUCGUCAUGCUGGACGCCUGGAAGUUCUUUGAGACGAUUAAGCCCGAGUGGCUACUCAUCGAGGCGCGGCUGCUGGGCAUGCCGCUGCGGUUGGUCUGGAUGUUGAUUGAGCUAUACAGGCAGCCGAGGCGGCUGCAAGCUUUCGGCUCGGUGUCCUACGCGGUCGUGUCACAUCAGGGCGUGCUCGCAGGAUGCACUCACGCCUGUGCCAUGGUCACCUUGCUCAUGUUCAGGCUGCUCGAGCAGGUGCGAGAUGCAGGCGUCACCCCGAGGGCCCUCAUCGACGACGUCACCUUGCAGUGGCGCGGGAGGCGGCUCUCGCAACUGGGCGUGCUUUGGGCGGCCACCACCAGGUUCCGCGAGGGCGCCCAGGAGCGAGGCAUUGUCGUGCAGCCCACCAAGUCGGGCUACUUGGUCUCAUCGGACGCGGCUGCUCGCGAGUGUGCCCGACACGCGGCGGCCCGCAAGCUGACCAAGAUGCGCUGGGCCCGCAACCUGGGGCACGAUCUGGGCGGGCGCAGAAUCGCUAGGCUCCAGACGGCAAAGCGGGUGCGGCAGCUCAAGGAGCGGCGCGGCAAGUUGGCAGCUUUCAAAGGGGCAGACGUCAGGAUGCAUCUGACCGGCGGCGUGCAACGCUGGCAGGCGAGGCAGAUCGCGGCGCACCACCGCCAGCACGGCGAGGUCAAGCCUUGGGUGCGGGCCAUGCGGCUCUGCGUGGGCGACGGGCGCGCGGCGUUGGCGGAGGGCCCGUCGGCCGCCAGCCUGCGUCACCACUGGGCGACGGUGGCCUGGACGCAACAGGCCCAGCGCGACCUUGGGCUGGCGGCGGCGCCGAAUUGCAGGGCCUGCGGACAUCCGUCCGACUCGCCUGGGCACAGAUUUUUCGGCUGCGAGGUACUCGUGCAGCCGCUCACAGAGGAGGAGCAGGACGAGCAGCUGCCGCCCGAGCCGAUGCAGGCCAUCCGCACCUUCAUGUGCGACAAAGGCCUGCAGGAGGGCGGCAGCUUCGAGAGCGCCGACUUCCAAAUGUGCUUGCCCUGCAUGCCGCCAUUCGUGCCGCCCGCCGCGGAGCAGGCCGAGGUGAAGUUCUGGGGCUGCUGGCCUAGCCAAGGGGCGGACACGGACAUGGAUGCGUACUUGGACCGAGGCCUCCACCCGCUGCUGUACUCUGGCAACAUGUGGGCCGACUGGUUCGCUCGGCAAGGAGCCAUGCAGCACACCGUGUCGAAGGUGUACGAGGAGUUCUACAACAUCGAGCUGCAACACUACAAGAGCCUGGCAAAGUACGUCGGCUGGGCGAUGCAGAGGACGAUGCACGCAGGCCGCUGGGAUGCGCCCGAGCAGACAGCCCGCCCGCCAAAGGUGCCCAAGGUGCAGGCGGCGACUGUGAUCAGCCACUCCCUGGUUCGCCUGAACGGGACGGCGGUGGUGCUGUGCCGCGCUUGCUGCAGGCAGACCAGCGGGCAGACGGGGCCCACAUGGACGCAGUUCGCGCGUUCAGCUUGCGAGGCCAGCCAGUACACCGCGCUGCGGGCCGAGGCCAUCAUCGCGCACGUCGGCGCGCAGCCCAUUGUGGUCUCGGAGGCGGGCGAGUUCGCUAUGCAGGCGAUCGAGCGCGCGGCGUGCCCCGAAGAUGCGGGGCCCAGGCCAGCCGAGCCUGCCCCCUGGGGCUCAGGGGACGGCACCAUCGAGAUGCAGGGGCACAGGCUGAGGCGCGCAGGGCCCACCAUCUACUGCGAGGUAUGCGUGGCGUGGGCGGCGACAGGCUCCUCACUGGCCCUGGCUGCGCCCUGCGCUGGCCCGCCCAGCGCCGAGGGCAAGAACCAGCGCACCUACCUGUCCAACCUCAGGGCGCGGCUCAAGAAGCUCAGCCAAGGGCUGCACCCCAAGACAGGAAAGGUGCUCACUUGGGGAGGUGCAGGCGAGGCUCCAGACGGCCCCAGAACAUGGGCCACAGCGGCGGCCAGCGCGGCCGCGGGCGACAUGGCCUCUGGGGGCGACGGCGCUGCAGAGCGGCCAAGCGGCAGGCACGCGCAGAAGGAACAGGGCGAGGCGACCAGGCCUGGCCAGGACCACGAGACGCGCGAGGUGCCUGCAGGGGCUGGAGGUUCCGACGCAGUCCAGACCAAGAAGCCUGCUUGGCGGGUGCGACGGCAGGAGCUCCUGGAACGGAUGCAGCGAAGGCAGCAGCAUCUGCUAGCCGAACGUGGUCCAGCAGCCGCCAGCGGCGCGCAGCGUGAUGAGGGAGACAUGGCCGACGGCAGCUUGCCCUCGGCCUAUGGAGCGCACCAAUGCCCCGACGGGGGCACCACUGGACUGGUGACGCUCCAGCCGCCGCCAGCUGCCCCAGACGUGGGGGUGGUCGAUGCCUGUCUGGCGGCGGGGCCGUCGCGGCUGCCUGCGCCCUUGAGGUGUGACCUGGCACACGAGGUGACGCUGACCACGGACCACCAGGAGGGCGCCGUGACCAGCCCUCAGGACAUGAGCAGCCCGCCGCAGCCGUUCUCGACUACCGAUAUGGCCAGCACCAGGGGUGGCAGGGGACCUGCAAAGUGCGGUCGCGAAUGCGGCCCCGCCCUGAGUGCUGGCAGGUCUGACAACUCGCAGCGGGCGCUGCCAGGCAUGGCCAGUGACAAGGGUGGCAGGAGGCCUGCAAGCCGCGACCCUGAGUGCGGCCCCACCUUGGGCACUGGCGGCGACGGCAGCCAGGCCCACCGCGUGCGGCGACGAUUUACGGCCUGGGCCAGGGGUGGCAGGGGACCUGCAAUGUGCGUGCGUGAGUGCGGCCCCGCCCUGAGCCCAGGAUGCGACGAGGACCGCGACGGCAAGGGUAUGGCCAGCGCCAGGGGUGGCAGGGGACCUGCAAAGUGCAGUCCUGUGUGCGGCCCCGCCCUGGGCACUGGCAGCGGGUCUCUGGAAGCGGCGUCGCCUGAGGAGGACCAGCGGCAGCCGCAGCUGGCUUCUGGGGAGGCGUGUCCACGUGCAGCUACGGCUGGUGCCAGGGGUGGCAGGGGACCUGCAGUUUGCGGUCCUGAGUGCGGCCCCGCCCUGAGCACCAGCACCCACCCCGAGCGGCGACGGAUUACGGCCUGGGCCAGGGGUGGCAGGGGACCUGCAAUGUGCGUGCGUGAGUGCGGCCCCGCCCUGAGCCCAGGAAGCGACGCGGACCGCGACGGCAUGUGCAUGGCCAGCACCAGGGGUGGCAGGGGACCUGCAAGUGCCGACCGUGUGUGCGGCCCCGCCCUGAGUGCUGGCAGAGUUGCGGUGGCUCGGCCUGAGCCAGCGCAGCCGAGGCGCAGCGUCGCGCCCAGGCUUGAGCUGCAGGUCGCUGGAUGGGCGCGGUACUGGACCCAGGCUCCCGAGGUCGGCGAGACGAUGGAGUGCUACAGCGAGUGGCUCGACCACUGCGUCGGCUACGUCACGCAGAUCCUGUCCCAGCCGCGCUUCGCCACCAGGCUGCGGGCGCGUGGGAGGACGGCCGAGGAGAUGGCCGAGGAGAUCUGCGAGCGGGCCUGGGGGACUGGCAUGCCCGCGAGGCGGGCCUACUACAGGUGGCGCCACACGCUGACGCGGUCGCAGAGGAUCGUGUCGGACUGCAUGCGGCGCUACGACUACGUGUGCCUGCGGACGUGGCUGGCCGAGCUGCGGCGGGAAGGGCAGCCACCGCCCAUUGGCCCGCUCAGAGCGCCUUCGGAGGCGACGGAGAAGUGGUUGAGGGUCGGCCUCUCCUGGCACGGGCAGCCGCUGCGCGCUGCGCGGCGGUCUGGCCCCAGCGCGCCGCCCUUCGCGUCCGUCGACGUGAUCGGCAUCACUGGCCUCCCCUGA